Ornithorhynchus anatinus (platypus) is the source of this 4154-nucleotide messenger RNA. It is a transcript of the gene PCDH8, whose product is annotated as protocadherin 8. Gene Ontology annotation, molecular function: calcium ion binding. Bases 113 to 3559 code for a protein of 1148 amino acids. Gene Ontology annotation, biological process: homophilic cell-cell adhesion. Lineage: Eukaryota; Metazoa; Chordata; Mammalia; Monotremata; Ornithorhynchidae. The record is from RefSeq and is a predicted model, not a curated record. Gene Ontology annotation, cellular component: plasma membrane. The transcript has 3 exons.
GCGGCGGGGCCUGUCGCCUUCGCCGUCUCUCUGCAACCGGAGGCUCCUUAGCUGCCGUCCGGGGGGGGAGCAGAGCAAUGAGCGAGCGAGGCCGCCCGCCCAGAGUCAGUUUAUGAGCAGCGCCCAAGUCGCGCCGUUCCGACCCCCAGCCUCGUCGCCGCAAGAGGCGGUUGCGGCCGCACCUCCGAGAGACGCAACGGAGCCGGGGGGCAUGCCUCUCUUCCGACGGGGGGGCCGAGGCUGCCCCGUCCCCCUGGAGGGGGUCUGCCUCUGCUGGCUCCUGUCGCUGGCCCUGGGCAAGACGGUGAAGUACAGCACCUACGAGGAGGCGCCCCCGGGCACGGUGAUCGGCACCCUGGCCGAAGAGCUGCCGGCGGGCGCGGAGGGGGGGCCGAGCAGCUACCGCCCGGUGGAGCCGCAGCAGCUGCAGCCGCCGCGGGAGCGGGAGCGGGAGGCGGAGGAGGGGGAGCCGCGGGAGGCGGAGGAGGGGGAGCCGCAGGAGGGGGAGCCGGGGGCGGAGCGGCGCGGUGCGAACGGGUCCCUGGUGCGCGUGAGAGAGGAGGACGGGCAGCUGACGGUCGGGGAGGGCGGCAUCGACCGGGAGCGCCUGUGCGGGCCGGCCCCGCGCUGCACCCUGGCCUUCGACGUGGUCCGGCUGGGCGGGGGCCCGGCGCGCCUGCUGCACGUGGAGCUGGAGGUGCGGGACAUCAACGACCACCCGCCCCGCUUCCCGCGGGCGCCGCCGGCGGUGGAGGUGUCGGAGGGCGCGGCGGUGGGCACCCGCGUCCCGCUGGAGGCGCAGGCGGUGGACGAGGACGUGGGCGCCAACGGGCUGCAGGCCUUCCGCCUGGCGGAGCCCCGCGGGCCCUUCGCCGUGGAGCUGCAGACGCGGGCGGACGGCGCCAAGCGCGCCGACCUGGUGCUGCUGCGGGAGCUGGACCGGGAGCGCCAGGCCGCCUACAGCCUGCGGCUGGUGGCCCUGGACGGGGGCAGCCCCCCGCGCUCCGCCACGGCCGCGCUCAGCGUCCGCGUGCUGGACGCCAACGACCACAGCCCGGCCUUCGCGCGGGCCGCCGUCACGGUGGAGCUGGCGGAGGACGCGCCGGUCGGCUCCCUGCUGCUCGACCUGGACGCGGCCGACCCGGACGAGGGCCCCAACGGCGACGUGGAGUUCGGCUUCGGCGGCCGCACCCCGGCCGAGGCGCGGCGGCUCUUCCGCCUGGACCCGCGCUCCGGUCGCCUCACGCUGGCCGGGCCCGUCGACUACGAGCGCAGGGACACCUACGAGCUGGACGUGCGCGCGCAGGACCGCGGGCCCGCCCCGCGCGCCGCCACCUGCCGGGUGGUCGUGCGCGUGCGCGACGUCAACGACCACGCGCCCCGCAUCGCCGUCACCCCGCUGGCCCGGGCCGCCGAGGGCGAGGAGGACGCCGACGGGGGCGAGGAGGACGCCGAGGAGGGCGGGGGCGAGGAGGACGCCGAGGAGGGCGGGGGCGAGGCGGACGCCGCCGAGGCCGCGCUGGUGCCCGAGGGCGCGGCGCGCGACCGCCUGGUGGCGCUGGUCAGCACCUCGGACGGGGACGCGGGCGCCAACGGCCAGGUGCGCUGCGCCCUCCAGGGCCGCGGGCACGAGCACUUCCGCCUGCAGCCCGCCCACGCCGGCGGCUACCUGCUCGUCACCGCCGCGCCGCUCGACCGCGAGCGCGUGGCCCGCUACCACCUGACGCUGGUGGCCGAGGACCGCGGCGCGCCCCCGCGGCGCACGCGGCGCCCCUACACGGUGCGCGUGGCCGACGAGAACGACAACGCGCCGCUCUUCGCCCGCCCCGUCUACGCCGUGGCCGUGCGCGAGAACAACGCGCCCGGCGCCCACCUGGCCACCGUGGCCGCCCGCGACCCCGACCUCGGCCGCAACGGCCGCGUCACCUACCGCCUGCUCGACGCCGACGGCGCCGCGGCCCCCUACGUCUCCGUCGACCCGGCCAGCGGGGCCCUGUACGCCCUGAGGAGCUUCGACUACGAGGCGCUGCGCCGCCUCGACCUGCGCGUCCAGGCCAGCGACGGCGGCAGCCCGAGCCUGUCCAGCAGCGCCCUGGUAAGGGUGCAGGUGCUCGACCAGAACGACCACGCGCCCGUCCUCGUGGCCCCGCCGCCGACGGACAACGGCUCCCUGGAGGUGGCGGUCCCCGCGCGCGCGCCCCGGGGCGCGGCGGUGGCGCGCCUGGAGGCCCGCGACGCGGACGAAGGCGCCAACGGCGAGCUGGCCUUCGCCCUGCUGCGGCAGGAGCCCCGGGAGGCCUUCGCCAUCGACCGCCGCACGGGGCAGAUCGCGCUGGCCGAGGACCUGUCGCGGGAGCCGCCGGGCCGCGUCUUCCGGGCGCUGCUGGCCGUGUCGGACGCCGGGCGCCCGCCGCUGUCCACCACGGCCGCCGUCCGCUUCGUGGUGACGGCGGAGGGCGGCGGCGAGGGCCUCGGCACGGUGCUCCCGGCCCCCGAGCGCCCGCCGCCCCGGGAGGGCGCGGCCGGGCCGGGGCCGCUGCAGUGGGACACGCCGCUCAUCGUCAUCGUCGUGCUGGCCGGCAGCUGCACGCUGCUCCUCGCCGCCAUCGUCGCCAUCGCCGCCACCUGCCACCGCCGCAAGAAGGAAGGGCGCAAAGGCGCUGGGGGCGGCGGCCCCCGCCCGGACGAGCGGCCCGGCGGACAAGGCGGCGGCGGCGGCGGCGGACAAGGCGGCGGCUCCCCCUCCUCGGCGGCCUCCACGCCCCCGGGCCGGCCGGGCGCCAGGCGGCCGGCCCCCGGGGCCUCCGGCUUCGACGUCCCGGGUUUCGCCGGCGGCCUCGCGACCGAGAGCGCCCCGCCCGCCCCGGCCGGGGGCCCCGCGUCCGAGGGCGGCGGCGGCGGCGGCGGCGACCACCGCCCCCGGCCUCCCGCUCUGCAGUCGGACGGGCCGAAGCGGCUCCGGGGAGCGCGCGCCGAGCCCUACGCUUCGGCCCCCGGGUUCGGGAAGGAGCCGGGACCCCCCGUGGCCAUCUGGAAGGGUCACUCGUUCAACGCCAUCUCGGGGCGGGAGGCGGACAAGUUCAGCGGCAAAGACAGUGGCAAGGGGGACAGCGAUUUCAACGACAGCGACUCCGACAUCAGCGGGGACGCCUUGAAAAAGGAUCUCAUCCAUCACAUGCAAAGUGGAUUAUGGGCCUGUACGGCCGAGUGUAGGAUCCUGGGCCAUUCCGACCGCUGUUGGAGCCCCUCCUGUGGCCGAACCAACCCUCACCCUCCUCCCCACCCUUCAGCUCAGUUGUCCACCUUCUGUAAGAGCACCUCCUUGCCCCGCGAUCCCCUUCGCCGGGACAACUUCUACCAAGCUCAACUGCCCAAGACGGUCGGGCUGCAGAGCGUCUACGAGAAAGUGUUGCACAGAGAUUACGACAGGACAAUCACACUGCUCUCCCCUCCUCGGGCCGGCCGGCUCCCAGAUCUGCAGGAGAUUGGGGUGCCCGUCUACCAACCUCCUCCAGUUAGGUAUCUGUCCCCUCAGACUGGGUCCAACGGAAACAUGUAACCCCCCCUCCGUUACCACCCCCUGCAUGCACACAUACCCAUCCAGGGCCUCUCCAAGAGCCCAUAAGUUAUUGACCAGUUUCAGUGUUGUAUAAUUAAAUAUGCAAGAUGUGCCUUAAAAUGAAGUUGUUGGAAAGUAUUUCCAAUCACAGUACUGUUUGGUAUUUGCAAACAAAAAUGUUUGUAGUAAAUGUAAUUUUUAUGAAAUGUGCAGUAUUUAUUUUCUUUUUAAAACCAGGCUGUUGAUUUGAGUUCACCUGCGGCUUGCCAUUUUCUUAGUGUUUUUAACCUGUACAUGUGUAAUUAAAUGUUUGUAUAUAUUAAAUUUUGUUAUAUUUUUAUAUAAUAAAGCGAAAAGCUAAAGUUCAUGCCAAAGGAACGUCGGUAAGACCCAAAACCUGACUACAUUAAAAUCACUUAAAGGAAAUGAAUUCUUCACCGUGAACAACCUAGUAUGAGAACUUUGCCUUGCCAAGUGUGAUUUGUACCAAGUCUGUGAUAGAUUUCAAUUUAAAUGUUAUUUAAUUAUAUCUAGUUUUCUGUAGACCGUGUCACUUAUGAAUUCACUAAUAAAGAAACUGUGUUGUGUUCAAGGA